AUCACAAGUCCAGGUCAGAGGAGGUGGGCCCAGACUGUCAGUGUCCCCACACCCCUUGAACGCGAAAACCCUCUCGCAUCAAACCCUUCCUCCUUUCUCCUCCCCUCCCGCGGAUCACUCGCCGCCGCCGCCGCCGCCGCAGGCCGCCGCCGCCGUGAUGCUGUCCUUGUCGAGGGCGCUCGGGAGGCGGCUCUUCUGCACCGCGUCCGGGUCCGCCGCGGCUGCGGCCGCGUCGACGUCGGCGGUGAGGAAGGCGCAGAACCCUCUCGAGGAGUUCUUCGAGGUCGAGAGGAGCACCGAGGAGGACAAGCACCCUCCCCACUACGGUCGUAGUUGGAAGGCUUCUGAAUUACGUCUAAAAUCUUGGGAUGAUCUUCAGAAGCUAUGGUAUGUUCUUCUAAAGGAAAAGAACAUGCUUAUGAGUCAGCGCCAGAUGCUAUAUUCAGAGAACUUGCGUUUUCCAAACCCAGAGCGCGUUUCCAAGGUGAAGAAAUCAAUGUGUCGGAUAAAGCAUGUCUUGACUGAGAGGGCCAUAGCAGAACCUGAUCCAAGGAGGUCUGCAGAAAUGAAGCGGAUGAUCAACGCCCUCUGAUCUACUUGCAUGCUUUCCCGUGGGACUAAAGGUUGAACGGACGAGUAGCAGUCACGUAGGAAGAUUUGCUUUUUCUGUUGUAUGUUUAUCUCAGAAGUUGUGUUAAACCGGUCCUUUUGAUAUCCAUGGUAUGCUCGUAAAAACCUUUAUUGACAUUAACAUCUCAUAUCCAAUAAUUUUGACACCCUCUUUCAGCUGUUUACAA
Phragmites australis (common reed) is the source of this 797-nucleotide messenger RNA. RefSeq lists its product as uncharacterized. Gene Ontology annotation, cellular component: mitochondrial ribosome; mitochondrial large ribosomal subunit. The transcript has 4 exons. Gene Ontology annotation, biological process: mitochondrial translation. The record is from RefSeq and is a predicted model, not a curated record. Gene Ontology annotation, molecular function: structural constituent of ribosome. NCBI's taxonomy places the organism in Eukaryota, Viridiplantae, Streptophyta, Magnoliopsida, Poales, Poaceae. Bases 158 to 592 code for a protein of 144 amino acids.